This is a messenger RNA of Daucus carota subsp. sativus, 2213 nucleotides long. RefSeq names its product nuatigenin 3-beta-glucosyltransferase. The record is from RefSeq and is a predicted model, not a curated record. NCBI's taxonomy places the organism in Eukaryota, Viridiplantae, Streptophyta, Magnoliopsida, Apiales, Apiaceae. The transcript has a single exon. Bases 561 to 1994 code for a protein of 477 amino acids. Gene Ontology annotation, molecular function: UDP-glucosyltransferase activity.
AUCCCUACUAUUAUUAGCCAGACGAAUCUAACUCCGCAAUAGCAUAAUAUUAUCAUGACCUGCCUAGCCCUGCCCCGCACACAGCCUCGUUUGGACAAGUGCAGGUUAAACGACAAGAAAUGAACUGGUGCAUUCGGCUUUUGUGACUAUUUAGUCUCAAAAUUUGAACCUAGCCCCACAUAUAACAAGUGCAUAGGGACUAUAAAUAAAUAAGUUCAAUCCCUUGGUUUGUCACCGAAAAUAAUCGAUCACUGGUCAUGAAUUCCGUUUCACAAGAACAACAGUCUCACAUACGACUCGGGCAGCACAGGCUUGAGACUAGAGAGUGCCGGUAUGAUUUCUUGGGAGUACAAAUAUUUCUGUUCAAACGGUAACAUCUUCAAAUUGUCACCAACGAUUGAGGAACUUGUUGGUGUACCUACUGCAAUAAAAUUCAUCAGUACCUUCACGUACUCUCUUUUUCACCAUAAUAAGUGCAGAUUUCCAAAAUCAAUGGUCUCAAAUCUUCCCUUUUACCAUUAUAAAUUUCAUACAAAACAACCAAAGUUUUUGAGGCUCUGAUGGAAAUUCCAGAAAAUUUUCAUGUUCUAUUUCUGCCAUACUUCACUCCUAGCCACAUGGUCCCCCUGGUUGACAUGGGAAGGCUCUUCGCAGCCCGUGGUGUCACCGUGACCAUAAUAACCACUCCACACAAUGCUCUCCUGUUUCGGUCCUCCAUUGAACAAGGCCUCGAAUCAGGCCAUCAGAUCGCGGUCCAUGAGCUCAACUUCCCAUCGAAAGAAGUUGGAUUGCCUGAAGGAAUAGAGAAUUUCAAUGCCAUAACAUCCAGUGAAAUGACCAGCAAAGUCUUUUAUGGAAUUAUGCUACUCCGAAAGCCUAUGGAAGAUUUGAUCAGGAAGCUUUCGCCUAAUUGCAUCUUUUCGGAUAUGUUUUAUCCUUGGACAACUGAUGUUGCUAGUGAGCUUGGAAUACCAAGGCUCAUGUUUUAUCCAUCAAGCUUCUUGUAUCAUUGUGUUACACAUAGUCUUGCUCUGUAUGCACCUCAUGAUUGUGUUGAGUCUGAAACAGAGAGUUUCUUGGUUCCGAAUCUUCCUGACAAGAUCGAGAUGAAAAGAUGUCAGCUGCAAGAACAUGUUAAGACUAAAACAAGGUAUGGUGAAUUGAUCAAAGCAAUUAAAGAGUCUGAGCAGAAGAGCUAUGGCAUGGUUCAUGACACUUUUUAUGAGCUUGAGCCUGCUUAUGCAGAUCAUUACAGUGAAAUCAAGAAAAGUAAGUUCUGGCACAUUGGUCCUAUAUUUCAGUUCUUCAAAACGGCUGAAGCUGAAAGAUCUAGUGACUCUUCAUCUGAGCAACACUUCUGUUUAAGUUGGCUAGAUACACAAAAGCCUGAAUCCGUUGUCUUCAUAUGUUUCGGAAGUAUGGUCAGAUUUUCUGAUGCUCAGCUUACUGAAAUCGCAUUAGCCCUCGAAGCCUCCAACACUCGGUUCAUUUGGGUAGUUCGCAAGAUUGUUGAAAAUCAAGAAACAUGGUUGCCUUCAGGGUUUGAAGAAAGAAUUUUGAAAAAUAACAAGGGUUUGAUAGUCCGAGACUGGGUUCCACAGGUGAAAAUUCUGGAUCAUCCAUCUACAGGAGGGUUCCUGACUCACUGCGGCUGGAACUCAGUUUUGGAAGCAGUUGUGGCUGGAGUGCCACUUGUGACAUGGCCUUUAUUUGCUGAGCAAUUUUACAAUGAGAAGCUUGUUGAGCUUCUUAAGGUUGGUGUAAGAGUAGGUGCUGAUGUUUGGAACUCAGGAUUUGAAAUCAAGAGUCCUCUUCUGGGAAGAGACAUGAUACAGAAUGCAUUGUCAAGAUUAAUGGAUGGUUCUGAAGAGUCUGCGAUGAUCAGACGGCGAGCAAAGGAGAUUGGAGUCCAGGCUAGAGGGGCAGUCAUGGAGGGAGGGUCAUCAUUUAAUCAAUUAUCGGGUCUAAUUGAAGAGAUUAAUGCUUUUAGUUAGAUUAAGGCAACAAAGAUAACAUAGGAUGCUUAGAGCAUCUCCAAUAGGCUCUUCAAAUAAGCUCUUAAGUCAAAAAUUAAAGAGCAUGGCUCAAAAUCAAGCUCCAACAGACUCUUAUAGGCUCUUUAAAACUCCAAGAACUUCUUCUAUCUCCUUACUUGUAAGAGCGAUUAAUAGUAGCUCUUAACUUAUAUUUAAUUAACAAAAUUUUCAUGUUCA